ACCUCUGUUUCCCCAGUGCCUACCUGGCACAGGGCCUGGCACAAUCGUAAAUAUGACAGUCUAUGUUUUAAAUGAGCCCACAUCUAGUUCAAUAAAUUGAACAUCAAUUACUGAAAGCAAGGAUGGCAAAAGCGGACACAUACCUGACCACUCCUUAAUUUUGUGUCCUUGGCAGAUAUUGUUAAUGCUAGAACUCAUUUGCUUUGAAUCUGGAUUCAAGUGAGGAGUCAGCCUCAGAAUCCUUCUCAACACAUCGCACCAGCAGCCACUAUUACUGAAUUGCAUUUUGUCCAUGAAAUGAAAUCUGCUUGGAAUCCACUUUUGUCUUUAAAGCGGCCCCAACACGGCUGAGAUAGAAGGAAGGGGGCUCAAAACUGCUAGGUUACUGAGUUGUCGUGUCUGUCCAGUGUAGCCUGGGAGACUCCGUUAGUGGGAGUGUUCAAAAGUAACACUGCUCUUGAGGGAACCCUGUAAGAUUGCUGCUUAGGGCACCAUCAUGCUUCUGCCCUCUCUCGUGGCUCCUUUCUGUCUGCCUCUUAUGGAUUCUCCUUGCACAGCUCAGAGGUAGCUGUCUUGCAAGGUUUAGCUCUCAUCCUUCUUGAGGUCUUUUUUUCUUGCCUAUUCUCCCAGGUGGAGAGCUAAUCUCUUCCCUCAGCUUUUUACUAGCACCCAAAUCUAUAUUAUCAGAAAUGUCUUUUUCCCCAGUCCAGACUCCUUCCUUUGGCAUUGAAGCACCUCCGCCAUCCUGACCCUGUUUGUCCCUACAGCCUCCUCCCCAGCCCUGGCUCCCUGACUGCACAGUUUCUGCCGUGAGCACCUGGUCUUCGUCCGUCCUGGGCCCGAGUUGUAUAGCAUCGACCAGGGUCCUCAUUCCAUGCCUCUGCACGUGCCCCUCUGCUCUGCGUUGUUGGUCACAUCCAGCCUGCGAGUCUCAGCUUCACUGUUGCUUCACUGAGAAAGCCCUCUCAGACUUCUUCAUGAUUCAGAAGAGAACACGUGCGUGCCAACAAUAUGCCCAAGCAGGUGGAAGUGCGGAUGCACGACAGCCACCUCACCUCGGAGGAGCCCAAGCACCGGCAUCUGGGCCUGCGCUUGUGCGACAAGCUGGGGAAGAAUCUCCUGCUCACCCUGACGGUGUUUGGUGUCAUCCUGGGGGCGGUGUGUGGAGGGCUUCUUCGCUUGGCGACUCCCCUCCACCCUGAUGUGGUCAUGUUAAUAUCCUUUCCGGGAGACAUACUCAUGAGGAUGCUGAAAAUGCUCAUUCUCCCCCUGAUCAUCUCCAGCUUAAUCACAGGGUUGUCAGGCCUGGAUGCUAAAGCCAGUGGCCGCUUGGGCACGAGAGCCAUGGUGUAUUACAUGUCCACGACCAUCAUUGCGGCUGUGCUGGGGGUCAUCCUGGUCUUGGCUAUCCACCCAGGGAAUCCCAAACUCAAGAAGCAGCUGGGGCCUGGGACGAAGAACGAUGAAGUGUCCAGCCUGGAUGCCUUCCUGGACCUUAUUCGAAAUCUCUUCCCUGAAAACCUUGUCCAAGCCUGUUUUCAACAGAUUCAAACAGUGACGAAGAAAGUUCUGGUGGCACCUCCGUCAGACGAGGAGGCCAAUGCAACCAGCGCCGUGGUCUCGCUGUUGAACGAGACCAUGACCGAGGCCCCCGAGGAGACGACCAUGGUUAUCAAGAAGGGCCUGGAGUUCAAGGACGGCAUGAAUGUCCUAGGUCUGAUAGGGUUUUUCAUUGCUUUUGGCAUCGCCAUGGGGAAGAUGGGUGAGCAGGCCAAGCUGAUGGUGGAAUUCUUCAACAUUUUGAAUGAGAUCGUAAUGAAGUUAGUGAUCAUGAUUAUGUGGUACUCUCCCCUGGGUAUCGCCUGCCUAAUUUGUGGGAAGAUCAUUGCAAUCAAGGACUUGGAAGUGGUUGCUAGGCAACUGGGGAUGUACAUGGUAACAGUGAUUGUGGGCCUCAUCAUCCAUGGGGGCAUCUUUCUCCCCCUGAUUUACUUUGUAGUGACCAGGAAAAACCCCUUCUCCUUUUUUGCUGGCAUUUUCCAAGCUUGGAUCACUGCCCUGGGCACCGCUUCCAGUGCUGGAACUUUGCCUGUCACCUUCCGUUGCCUGGAAGAAAAUCUGGGGAUCGACAAGCGUGUGACCAGGUUUGUCCUCCCAGUUGGAGCAACCAUCAACAUGGAUGGCACAGCGCUGUAUGAAGCGGUGGCCGCCAUCUUUAUAGCCCAGAUGAACGGCGUCGUCCUGGACGGAGGCCAGAUUGUGACUGUGAGCCUCACGGCCACCCUGGCGAGUGUCGGUGCGGCCAGCAUCCCCAGCGCUGGGCUGGUCACCAUGCUCCUCAUUCUCACGGCCGUGGGCCUGCCAACGGAGGACAUCAGCCUGCUGGUGGCUGUGGACUGGCUGCUGGACAGGAUGAGAACGUCAGUCAAUGUCGUGGGUGACUCUUUUGGGGCUGGGAUUGUCUACCACCUUUCCAAGUCCGAACUGGAUACCAUUGACUCCCAGCACCGAGUGCAUGAAGAUAUUGAAAUGACCAAGACUCAAUCCAUUUAUGAUGACAUGAAGAACCACAGGGAAAGCAACUCCAAUCAGUGUGUCUAUGCUGCACACAACUCUGUCAUAGUAGAUGAGUGCAAGGUAACUCUGGCAGCCAAUGGAAAGUCAGCCGACUGCAGUGUUGAGGAAGAACCUUGGAAACGUGAAAAAUAAGAAUAUGAAUCUCAGCAAAUUCUUGAAUAAGCUCCCCAGCGUAUCUUAUGGUAAAAGAUGAUAUAAACAAGCUUUCUUUAAAAAGGAAAAAAAAUACAUAUAUUUCUAUGUUUACCUAAUCUGUUAGCCGAGGCUUAGAGGAGCUCUUGUGAGUCAGUGAUGACAGGCACGGUGCUGUGUCUUUGCCAAAUAACACUUCAUAAUCAUCUAAUGUUCUCACUUGUAUUAUUGUUUGAACGGAUGCUGCUGGAGGGAUCCGUUUGAGUUGGAGACACGUUCCUGCCAGCUUCCCUUUUCUCUCGAGAUACAGAAAUGUGGAUGCUCUUUUCCCAGGGGACACGACUAAAGCAGUGUGGUACACUCCAGAGACCUGGGAUCAUGAGCAAACACACAGUGUGUUCUUCCUUAAAGUGUUCUCCAUGUCUCGCCUUGUUAUGCACAAGAGAUUCUGUUAGAAGCCUCUAGAAGUAACUCCCCUUAAAUGUCUUACAGAGUUUGCACAUGCAUUGAUUAAAAGCAAAUUCCUGUCUUAGGGAACUCUAACAAUUUAUCUUCUGUGUACUCUUUAGGUUAAAUGUUUCAAAGAGAGUUUUAGUGGGAGCCGUACUCUUAAAGGCAGCUGAUUACGGAGCCCAUUGUGUCUCUGCCCUACCCUAACUAGUCUGUGUGAAUAAUCAUUGAAAUUUCAAAGUAUGUUUCAUAAUUGUCUCUAAAUUUGAUAAUGGAAUAGGAUGUAUUUUACAUAUAACCACUGUAUAUAUUGACAAGAGAGCACAGCCAACAUAAAGUUUAACUAGAUUUAAAUAUUCAAAUUCAUUUAUGUUGGGUUUGCAUUCACCUGGCAUGGUGAAAUUAUUUGGUCUAUGUUUUUGCUUUCUUGUGUCACCCAUAAGCUUCUCUUCUGGAUUUCUAACAAAGAAGACAUUUUUAAUCUGCAAACUAUUUCAAUCAUAUUCUCAUCAACCUAGAAGGUCUGACCAUUUUACCACCCUUGCACAUGGAGGACACUUGUGUUGGCUGUGCCUCUUUUAAUAUCAUCUCUUGAUAAAACAAGAAAAACUGAUCCUUAUCUAAUAUGUAGAAAGCUUUUUGUUAUGUUAUAUCAAAGCACGUAAAACCAGUUCUAGGACACAGCAGGUGGAAGCAGAGCCAGUCUUCCUCCUCAGUCUUCUCAGUGGAAAGGAACAGGAAACAAACAUCUGUGCAAAAUCCUAUAAAGGUGACAUUCCUAUGGCAGAGUCUAGGUAGCCUUGAACCAAGGUGUGGGAACAAAGGAUGGCUCUACACAACUUCACAAGUGGAAUCUUGUUUAUGGCUGUGAAUGUUUAAAGGAAUAAAUAAUAUAAUUGGCGUAGCACAAUGCCUUGCAUGCGAUAGGCAGCCAAAGAAUCUUUAAUGGUUGGUUAUACAAGUUAAAUUUUUUAAUAUCUCUACUAUCACUUCUUUAUUGAAUAAUGCACAGUAUUUUCUUCAGGUUGCUGGAUUUGGGACUGAGCUGGGGGCUUGAAUCAUUGAGAAUUAAAGCACCUUUGACUCUAAGGAGUACGUAGACCUAAGUCCACAGGUAGGAGUAGGGUGUGUCAUCUGAGAUCAGCAGAAGGAUGCUGAGGUAGUCAUGGUUAUAGAACCCAAAAUCUCUGAGGCGAGGGUGUUUAUGGGCUUCAAAUACCCUUUAUUGCCUACUCCUUGUGACUUCUCUCUUCCAAAUCAGACACCUUUCGGACAUACAAGAGACAGGAGAUUACAGUUGUUUUUGUCUCCUAAGUGAUUUUUGGAUAAGGAUCACUAUUGAACAGUAUUAAACAGCUUUUGUUUUUGUUUUUGAAAUGACAUUGUUCUUUAUUUUCAUAUGAUGGGCAGUUAACAGGGUGGCCCAGGACAUGCGCAAAUGUAGUAGUAGAAAAUAUAUCCUUCACAGUAGGCGUUGUGGGCCAAGAGGACAAUUCCUGGAUUUCGCUGUGAAACUGAUUAGGAAUAUCUUUAAGUGAUGCUCCCAAGAGCUUUCUUAUGGUAAAUAGAAGGAUAGAGGCAAAGUUUUUUUUUUGUUUUUUGUUUUUUUUUUUUUUUUGCUGUGGAAGGCCACCUUGGCAUUUGUGUACACUGACAUGUUUCUCAAAGGAGUAGUCACAGGAUUGUUUUGUCAAAACUCUGCCUAAAAAUCUUUCUGGUAUGUUUUAUCUUUAGCUUUUUCCUAGCUAUCCUGUUAGCCUACAAAUAUGUAAGCAGACAAUGUGUUUAGAGGAAACAAGAUAUACAGCUUAACAAAGCAGGUUUUUCUGGUUUGAGACUGUAUACAGUAAGCCUUGUGAAAAUAGACAUAGGAAAUCGCAUUUAUCUGGAGAUUCAAUACAUCAUAUUGAAAAUAAAUAAUUUCUCAAACUCAGGACUAGCCUGAAAAUUCAGGAUCUAUGUAGGAUUGACACAUGUCUUCGUCCUCUGGUUUUUUUAGGCCUUGUUUAUUCUUCCCAUGCCAUACCCACUGGGGAUUUUCCUGCCCAGCAUAUGUGCCAUAAAAAGAACAAAUGGAUACAAAGUAUACCUCUAAUAACCAUUAUCUAAAUAGGAUAAGUAUAACUUGUCAAUAAUAUGUGUAGAUUUAUCCUAAUAGGUCCAACACAGAUAUGAAUGCUCAUAAUAGUCCAUUAAUAUUCGGUGAUGCAUAAAUAUUAUAUUUAUAUACAGAGACAGCAAGCCAGAUACAUACAUUGCAUCCUGUAAGGUCUGUAUGUCAGGGCUUUGGCAACACCAUUUUGUCACUGGCUUGUUCACUUUUUUUAGGAAUCAAAAUUAUUUCAGGAGAAAGCCAACUAAGUAGACUUCAAUCCUCCUCUUUCUCAUUCUUGCCCUUUGGGAAACCCAAGUGGAAUCAUCAUUUAAUUACUUACUGAAAUUCAAUGAUUCAAAUCCCAUCAGUGAGAAGAGUAGUUUAUCUCUCAAAGUAAUACUUUACCUUAGAACUUUGAGGAUGUACCUCCCAUACAAAGAGCAUCAGAGAGUCAAGGCAACCAUUUAGAUCACACAAAUCCUCAACAUAGGACAUUAGGUGAUGGGAUCUGAACCAUGUAGCUAUCAUAUUCAAAUUUUUACUUCCUAUUGGAUGUAGAAAUGAAGCCUAUGGUCUUGUUGCCUGUGGAAGUUACCCUGCCCCAUAAAAGACAAAUAUUUAUUUCUCCUCUCGAACCACUAGUCAGCCUGGAUAUUCAUGAAAGCUUAAAGAAAGGGUGCCAAAAUGCCUAGCUCCUGGAUUUAGACUCGUGGAAUCUGAGAAGGGCUUAGGGAAAAUUCAGUUCAUGGGGAGAUUCCUGGUAGGUGAUGCCAGGAAUCCGAAUGGCCAGUUGAUGAGACGGUCUCAGGUCAGUUCCACUUGUGCUUGGAGAAAUGUGUCAUUUGCAAAUGUAUCUAGUCAAGAAGCCCUUUUGGAGUGAAGUGGUUGGGAAAUUCAUUUAAUGGGUUCCCCCCCACCAAAAAAAAGCACCAAUCCUGCCAUGGUUUUGCAAACACCACACUUUCCUUUGCUCUCAAUAGCAAAAACCAUGUUAUAAUUUUUCACCUUUGUCAGAAUCAAGGCUUCUGCCACCUGUGCAAUAUUUUCCCAUGGAAUACAGCAAUAAAUCCAUGUAGGUAUGUACUUGCACAGAGAUGAUUCUCCAUAGUUCUGACUCCUGACAAACAAGUCUCAGCAGCUCUUGCCUAGUGUGAUGACUAAAAGUGCACAGCAGUUACACCCUAGCGGAGGUGGUUUUUCCCACCGAGCUGCUGUCCGACUCCGGGGGCCGUCCAGUUGUCUGUCUGAGCUGCUGGUUUGCUUCGUUUGCUCUCCAACUGAACUCCUACCAAGCCAAGAAAAAGGAUCAAAUGGGAUUUCCAGUUUUUAUUAUACUUGCUCUUUGAAUGAGAAUACUAGAGUCUGGGAGCAUAAGAGGAUUAAGUUAAAGCAAAGAGUCUGAAAGAAUUCUGAAGUGAGAGUUUUGUAAAUAUAGUUGUCAGAGAAGACUAAUGGUCUCAGUGUCUGUCAUAAUUUUGGGCUACACCUAGAAGAAGAGUCACUGAGUGCCAAGCCAGGCAGGUGGCACUAGAGGCAGACUAUUCUCUUUGGGCGGAGUGAGUUCAAAGCUGCUCAUCGAAUAUUUGCUUUUGAUUUUCUCUAAAGGAAAACCCAAUUUUCUACUCUUCCUCCUCCCUUCCUCUUAUUCUACAUAUUGUUGCUGCUUUACUAAGAGACAACUUAGUAAGCCAUCACACAAGCUAGUGCAAGAGUUGGUUUUAGAAUAGAUAACAGGGAGUCUUAAUUGAAUAGUAUCCAAUCUCACAGCAUAACACAGCUAAUUCAGGCAAUGACAGAAAUGAUAAGAAACAACAAAGUAUUAUGAUCUCUGUUUUACUUUCUUCUUUAUUAAGAGGCUCACUACUAUAAAAUGUUACUUACUUGUAUUUUAAGUUGGAGGAGUCCUCAAUAAUGAAUAAUCAAUUUAGAUUUUUCUCAUCUCCUUUGGGGGAAAUUAAAUUCAAGCCUCUAUUCAUUUGAUGUUUUACAACAAGCUUGGAAGGUGGCCACAUACUUCCACAGUUUGGUAUUUUGGGACACCAACAAACAGCCUUUUAUAAAAGUUCCCUUUACCUAAACUCACUGUCCUAGCAGAAGUAGCAAUUCAGCUCAGGGAAAAAUGCUGCCAGAGUUACCAUGAGGGGACCCGAUGAAUCUGUAGCCUCACUCAAGCUCUUGUAUCAUCCCUGCUGUAGCAACAGAGCCCACUCUGAAUACUCAAAACACACUAUUUUCUCCAAACAGUCCUAAUUGCCAACUCAGUAUGGGAAUUUGGGAGCCUUUGGCAAAGAAACUUGAAUACUCUUAUGAAAUUUGGUGCAAGACUUACACAAUCACAGCAACUGUCUGUAAAUACCUUCCCUCUGCCUGUAUGCAGACAUGCACGUCCAUUCACAAGUAAGCUGGACUGAGUUCUUUCUCUGAAGGGAUAUGCAGGAAUAUUUGAUUGAAUUUAUUUUCAAAUUUUCCUCUUGAUCUGUUUUUAUCAUGGGCAUCCCAUUGCAGUAGUAAAGCUUACAAGAAUGGAGUUUCAUGACAAUCAUCACCCUCUUCAAUGCCUGAGGAGUUUCCAGGGUGGAUGGGAUACAAUGCGUGGUCCACAAGGUGCAUUUCACCAGUCAUCACUUGCCCUUUCUGGCACUGCCGUAAUGGGCCAUUGCUUGCAUUUUUGCUCUUUGUCCAAACUUUGCUAAAUACAGAGUAGAAUUGGUAUUUAUUGUGUUAUGAGCACCUUUAUUGCCAGAGAAGACUUCAGCUCUUUAGGUUUCAGGGAGCGAGAUGUAAACUGGAAUUAAAAGGAUUGGGUUUUGUAUGUUUGUUGGUUUUUUCCAUUGGCGCAAAAGACCUGAUGCAAGGGCCACAAGAUAAACAUGAUUUUUUAAUUGACCCAUAUAAGAACCUGUAGAAAAGUGAGCUCCUGUUUCAUUCAUUCUAAGUGAUAUCCUGAAUAAUUAUAGAUUACUUUUUUUCCAUGUCCAGCCUUGCUUCACCUUCCAACCUCCAGGCCAAGUGUCCAUUUUGAUGUUUUACAGAGUCCUUCUGGUCGUUAUGCAGGGCCCUUUUGUGCUGAGAAUAAAAUCUACUGCUGGAAGAGAGCUUGCUGCUUUGCAGAGUCAGCACUUGAUCUAGAGAAUGAGUAGCAACAGGUCCUCAGUUCCUCUGGAGACACCCCCAAUCCCUGGGGAGUGUCGGAACCUGACAACCAACUGUUACCCUUGUUGUCAUCCCCUGUGGAGAUGGGGAUGAUGCAGUCAGAGCCUCACUCCUCUUGGGGCUCUGUUUGUUCUCAUGGCAACCAUUUUGCCUGCCUGGAAACAGCCUAUUGCCUUUGGUAGGGGACAGAUGCACACACUAGCCAAGGAAGUUGGUCCAGCACAUCUCUGAGGUUUCUCCCCCAUGGACCAAAUUCUCUGAGAUAUAUGAUCAGAAAUUUGGCUCUCUGGUGGUUUAAUACUCCAUGAGAAUUACUUUCCUUACUAGAAACAUCCUUUGACAUCUAGAUUCUUCUACAAAUCACCUUAACUCCCUUCCUUCUCCUGGAAAACCUCAGCAUUGCAUCUCCAUGUUGCACAACACAGAUCAGAUUAUCUGGUCACUAUAGAGAUUUGUAUAUAAAAAACUACUUUUUUGAGGAUUUUUCUAUAUUGUUUUUCUAUUUGUUUUCUACAGCUUGAGGAGAGAGCUGGCAAACUGUGAAUCUAAUUUGAUCUUGUUGCCAGCAGAUAUAUUUUGGCUUCCUGGUAAGAAUCUCUGUUACCAGGGAUAAUAUAUUGCCCUCUGAUCAGUAUUGCACCCCAAAUCCACAAAUUCCUCCAGCCCAAUCUUACAUUCUUUUUUAAAUAAAUCCCCAACGUUCUUUGCUAUUAUUUAUAAAGAGCAUGAGAAAAUGUAUUUAUAAUCCUAGAUAUUAUAUGUUUAAUAUUAAUUUAGCCUUUAAUAAUGUUAUAGGUUUGUAUCUAUUCUUCAGAAAUCAUAAAGAACUCAGUGUAGACUGAAUUAAUCCAUUUAGUAUCUGUAAUUUUACAGACAGAUAUUUUCUUACAGUAUUUUCUAUAUAACCACACAUGUAGAAUUAUAACUAAUUAGAGCACAAGAAGUUUCUACAGCAAUUUAGAGCUAUCAGUUGUUUCCUGACUAUAUAAUCACAUUUGAAAAAUUUAAGAACCCAGUCCUUAGUGACACAAUGAACAAAAUGACCAUUAAGAACAAGGAAUUGUUUAAAUUCCUUAGCUGGUUAGGAUAUAUAUCUAAAUGAUUAAUCUUUUUAACUCAAGGAAUGGUGCUGAUUUCUUAUUUUUGGUACCAGCCCUUGUUUUUCCAGCUGAGCAUUCUAAUUCUGCUUUUCUCUAAGAUUAUCAAAGACAAGGUAAUAAUAGUGGGAUCAUUUCUAUAUUAGAAUGUUUCAUGCCUUUUUAAAUGUUUAUGUGAAAAUUGGCUCAGGAAAACUUUGAGUAGCAGAGACUGAGGAUGAGUGCUACCGAGGAAAUCAGGACAGAUUUGUUGCAGUUAAUUCUUGCCAAGCAAAUUGGUAGUAAAUGUCACAUUGUUACAUGAAUUGAGCACAUAUUUUUUUAAGAAAGUUUUAAAAAAAGUUCUUUUCAGUACCAGCUGUGAAGCAAUACUGUGUCACUGGGGGCUGGAAGUGGGGGCUUAGAAUCACAUUGAAAUUAUUUAGAAGCAGCCCAGGUAGAUUCUGUCCUCAGGUGAAUAACAAACUAUGUAACUUCCCCCAAAGCUAAAAGAAUAACCACUGCAAAGACAAGGUGUCUUCCUUCCGCCAAACACACUUUCUGAUAUGGUGGUAGGGCUAGUAUUUUUACCAUGUUUUAAAAAGUAGUCAGUUACAUAGAAAAUGUACUGGUAUGUAUUUGAACCUGCUCUUCAUUAAGCAAACAAAUUAGAUGUGCCCUCAGCUGGCAAUGAUUGUAUCUGUUUUCAAGUACAGCUAGCUGUCAAAGCAUGAAGCUCUUGUGUGUACACACUGACACUUGGUUCACGCAUGAAGAACAGUGCCUAUGCACUUUGUGUAGCUAUAAUGUAGAUAUCUAGGUGUAAUUUCAGUGAAAUGGUGUAUAGAUGUAUUGAAAUUUAAUUUAUAUGUUAUUUUUGGCUAUUCAUCUAAAUGCAGUAGACAUAUUGAUUGGUGUUUUGCAAACCCUUCUUUUCCCUUCUUAGAUAUCUAGCUGUGAAUCAUUUUUCCUCUUUGUAAAUGUGGUUUGGGGGGUGCAUAUAUGAGUGAAGAACUUAUCUAUGAAUCCUUUGUACUGAUGAUUGUUUGAAAGUCUGUGUGUGUCCAGCACCUUUGUAAAUAUACAAUUCAGAGCAGGGAUGGGCUGGGUGUGUGUCCUGGUUCUUAGUGAAAGGUCACCCCACGUCUGUAUAAUACGCGGUAAAUGCAACUGUGGAACUUUUGAUUAUCUAGGCUUAGGUAGGUUUAGAAUGAGGACAUUUAUCUACAGUCCUCCUUCACUUGGUGGAUUGGGCUCAAAGAGACGAAAGGUUAGUCUGCCCUUGUGCAUGUUAGCAUCGUGUUCUUAGGGAAGGGUCAGCCUCUCUGGUUGCCAAAUAAUCAUCAUGAUGCUCAUGACUUACAGGAUUUGAAGAGCCUUGUCCCCCUUGGCUUCUUGAGUCAGGGUAUGGGAAAAACAUUUGCUGACUGACUGCCAUGCAGGUGAAAUCCCACAAAAGCACAGUUUGGGCUGUAAACUACACAGUUGUCUGUAGGAAGGUAGAACACUAGAAGCACAGGAAUAGCCAGUGUGCAGCUUUGGGGGUUGUAGAGGGGCAACUGAUGAAGCACAGAUCCCACAUAUAUGAGGGAGCAUAACCUCCUCUACCUAAUAUGCUCUGUGUGCAUGUUUUGAAUGAAAGAAGAUGAGAUUAACUAACGCAAAUAUACACCUGCCUCCUAAAACACAUAUUCUGUGUAGUUAUCACUAAAUACAAUACUGUGAGGUCUAUAGUUCCUGUAACCCCUUUCUCCUCCCCAAGGACAGAGAAGAAAUAGCCAUGUGCUUUAGGGAACACUGAGUGCCCAUCUCUUUUCCUAAGAGGAGUGAAGCCUAACACAUUACCUGAGGGCAUGAAGCACAUUAAUUUCCAGUGGCUUCUUCAUAUGAGUGGAGUGAGGGGAUACAGUGGACCAGCAGAUUUUUCCUUGAAAAUGUGGCUUCUUCAACGCCUGUCAAAUUCAGGAUGGAAAAUUUACUGAAAGAAAACCAGCCUGCAUGCAGGAUUCUCUUUGAAGAUUCUUGUAUGUCCAGAAUGAAAGAAUAAUUGUUUUCCUACUGUUCACAAUCCCCCUUGGUCUGAAGUCAUGUAGCACAGAGCAUCUAUAGCACAUAGUGUUUAAAGACUAAUGAAUACAGAAAGAUAAAAGCUUCGACUAAAUUUUUUGAUUGUUUCUUAUAUAUGGUACUAGAAAACGCCUUGUUGGCAAAGCACAUUUUGGGUAGUUGAGGUCUUUUGUUUUCUCCUUUAGCUUUCUUACAAUGUGGACUGAUUACUGUAACAUUUCAUGUGUAAAAUAACUGGAUAUUCUUUAUAUACUGGAAAUAACCUGUGAAUCCAAUAUUUCACUAAGUGUUUUAACUUUUAUGUAUAUAUCUUCCAUCAAUAAAUGUGGAUUCCAAUUU
Molecule: messenger RNA, 11889 nt
Organism: Propithecus coquereli (Coquerel's sifaka)
Lineage: Eukaryota; Metazoa; Chordata; Mammalia; Primates; Indriidae
Gene: SLC1A2
Product: solute carrier family 1 (glial high affinity glutamate transporter), member 2
Exons: 11
Coding region: 1012-2709 (565 amino acids)
Biological process (GO): L-glutamate transmembrane transport
Cellular component (GO): plasma membrane
Molecular function (GO): L-glutamate transmembrane transporter activity; glutamate:sodium symporter activity; neutral L-amino acid transmembrane transporter activity
Source: RefSeq, a predicted model, not a curated record